AUGACUGAUUUAAUGUUAACCGAUGAUACAGCUUUAGAAACAACAGCAACCGAUAUUCGAGUAUUCGGAAAAUGGAGUGGUGCUGAAAUACAAAUUUCGGAUAUGUCACUUGAAGAUUAUAUUCUUGGUGCUAAAAAACCGAAAUUUCUUCCACAUUCAGCUGGUCGUUAUCAAGUAAAACGUUUUCGAAAAGUUUCAUGUCCAAUUGUUGAACGUCUUGUAUGCUCACUUAUGUUUCAUGGACGUAAUAAUGGCAAAAAAUUAAUGGCUGUUCGUAUUGUACGACAUACAUUUGAAAUUAUUCAUUUACUUACAGGCGAAAAUCCACUUCAAGUACUUGUUAAUGCUAUUAUUAAUAGUGGACCACGUGAAGAUUCAACGCGUAUUGGUCGUGCUGGUACAGUUCGACGACAAGCUGUCGAUGUAUCACCAUUACGACGUGUUAAUCAAGCACUUUAUUUGCUUUGCACAGGUGCACGUGAUUCUGCAUUCAAAUCGGUCAAAACAAUUGCCGAAUGUCUUGCCGAUGAACUUAUCAACGCUGCUAAAGGAUCGUCAACGUCAUUUGCCAUCAAACGUAAAGACGAACUUGAACGUGUUGCUAAAUCAAAUCGUUAA
Molecule: messenger RNA, 618 nt
Organism: Rotaria sp. Silwood2
Lineage: Eukaryota; Metazoa; Rotifera; Eurotatoria; Philodinida; Philodinidae
Source: the annotation of a GenBank genome assembly